Messenger RNA from Aphanomyces astaci, 1071 nucleotides. RefSeq lists its product as hypothetical. The transcript has 3 exons. Bases 1 to 648 code for a protein of 215 amino acids. Lineage: Eukaryota; Oomycota; Saprolegniomycetes; Saprolegniales; Verrucalvaceae. The record is from RefSeq and is a predicted model, not a curated record. Gene Ontology annotation, molecular function: protein binding.
AUGUCGGGCGUGGCGGUUCAUACUCGGCGCUGUUCCGCCCACCUCCUUCGGAACGCAGCUGUCACUGGCAACAUCCUCCAAGUACAUGCAUAUCUCCUAGACCCACAUGCUUCCAUCAACGACACACUCGGCGAUGGGUGGACGGCGCUCCAUCACGCGAUUCAGCAUGGUCAAAUGGACCUCUUCCUCCACUUGCUCGCCCGAACUGACGUCGACGUGAACGCUAAGACUUUAUGUGGAACGACUCCUCUUGCGCUGGCCAUGAGUCGCCGAAAUCACUCGAUGGCUGAAGCCCUCCUGCUCGCAGGCGCAAGCAAAGCCUCCAUUCCACGACAGGAUUUGAUCCUAUUUCGACAGACGAGGAACAUGCCAUCCUCCCUGCGUCAUAAACUGUCAUCCCGGUGGUCUCCUGUCUGGACGCCCGAGUACCACCGUAGAUUUCCUCAUCCCCAACGCCAAGUCAUCUACUUGAUCCUUUGCGCCAAUGAUGCGCGGCAUCAUGUGCGAAGUUGGCGGCGAUGGGUUCAUUUGUUCCUCACGUCAAUAUGGAGCCCAUCAUCGCCUCGCUUACCACCCGCAUGUUCGUGGAGAUACCUGUCCCCGCCGCUUUUGCAUCUCGUGUUUGAAUUCUAUGGAUGGAUCGAUUGAAAGGAGUCACAACAAAGCAUAUAUAAUGGUAACACACGAUCGCAUCUUCAAUUCGUGGUAGAGUGAGUGGUUGAAUGGUUUACGCCGUAAAGUACUCUCCCUUCUUGAAGCAUCCCAUGCAUAGUCUGUGUCGGAGCUUCUUGUUGCCGCAGUGUUCGCAAUCCUGCAAAUGCACGAUGUUCUUCAAGCGCUUGGAAGGGUCGUUGUUUCGGAUGCGUUUGCGAGACCGUGUGACCUUGGACUUGGGGCAGGCAUGCCACAGCGCAUCGUCAUCGACUUCAUCCGCAUCACCUUCAGGGAGAUGCACACCUGGAAGCAAUUCUAGCUGAACUUGGGGGAGGAAGCUCCAUUGCGGAGUUUGCAGCAUGCGCCGCACGCUCGACACCAGUCGCACCAACGCCAUCCUUCGAGAUUUGCACACUG